Corticium candelabrum is the source of this 1331-nucleotide messenger RNA. RefSeq names its product arrestin domain-containing protein 3-like. Bases 1 to 1212 code for a protein of 403 amino acids. Lineage: Eukaryota; Metazoa; Porifera; Homoscleromorpha; Homosclerophorida; Plakinidae. The transcript has a single exon. The record is from RefSeq and is a predicted model, not a curated record. Gene Ontology annotation, biological process: protein transport. Gene Ontology annotation, cellular component: cytoplasm.
AUGGUUCGUUUCUUCGUCCAGUUCACUAACGGUCAGACCGUCUACUAUUCUGGCCAGACAUUGUCUGGCAGUAUUGUCCUGGAACUGAGCGGACCAUGGCCAGUACUCUCCCGUAGUGUUUGCUUGGGAAUACACGGCGAAGCCUACGCUAUCAAGAAGGAAUGCAAAACCCGCUACUAUGACUAUGUCUGCUACCUCAACCGCGUUCUCAAACUGUGGAGCGCUCCACCUGGUCAAGAGAGCCUUCCAGCUGGUAUACAUCGGUUUCCAUUCUCAUUCAAGUUGCCUGACCGUCUGCCUAGGUCGUUUGAGCAUGAUGCCAAUACAUAUGGCGGCUUACUGGCUGUUGAGCGUAGCUACAUUCGGUACUGGGUAGUUGCAAGUGUUGACCGACCGUCACAUUCUGACAUCACAUGUAAAGUGCCGUUCACCAUUCUGGAAUAUAUCAACAUCAAUGAUGCGUGUUUGCUUCACUCGAUGACGAGCGAGAACGAAAAACAGCUUUGUUGCUGUUGCUGUACAUCCGGUCCACUCUUUCUUUCUGCCAGCGUCGAUCGUAUGGGGUACUGCCCUGGUGAGACGGUCACUAUAUCUGCAUCAGCUGAAAAUCACAGCUCAAGGCAGCUCGUAGGUCUGCAAGCUCGGUUGGUUGCAGUUACAACUGUCUUAAGCCCUACUAACGGGCUUGCCACCCGCAACAAGGUCACAGUGACUCGGCUUGGAACAGGAAGGGCUAUUCCUCCAAGAGGAAGUGACAGUUGGAGUAAUGCCAAGCUUGAGAUUCCUGCUCUUCCUCCUACUAUCGACUCAUGCAGAAUGUUGACCCGUGACUAUUAUGUACAAGUGGAGAUUGCUGUUGCUAGAGGGUUUGACCUUGAAACCUACUUUCCAAUAAUUAUUGGCUCUGUUCCAUUCAGGGAGUCAUCCCAAGUCAACGAUGUUGUCACUAUUGAUAGCACUGACAUUGAUGGUUGUGGUUAUCCACCUCCACUGACUGUCCCUCGAUCUGCUACCACCGUUCCUGCUGCUGUACCACAGUUCACAGUUUCAAAUCAAGUUAUCAAUGUUGCAGCAAAUGGUGAUCAGAGUGCACUGAAUUAUACUCCUGUCUAUCCAUAUGCUCACAAUGCCAGGAAGGCUCCAACUGCUAUAGCUACUCGUGGUGAUCCACCCGAAUACGAAGAAGGAAAGGAAGACCAACCUCUGUUGUGAUGGACUGGCAUAUACAUAUCGUAUUCACUGCAUUCUCAUUAGUUAACUUAGCAUGCAUGCUCUUUUUUCACAGUCAAUCAGGGAUGAAGAAUGCUAAUGGUGAUUGAGUGAUUGACUAA